AUGCUCCAUAAGCUCCAGAUAGACGUGGAUAACGCGGUAGGAGAAGUCAGGAGAAGAAGAGGAGCCGGUGAUGGUGAUGAAGAGGGGAUGGACGGAGAUGACGGAGACUCGGUCAAUCUGAACGGACGGCCUCAAGAGCCAGACUUCAUGUAUGAGUAUACACCGGACGGUGCCUAUCGGGAGGAUGGCUUGGACAUAGAAGACGGCGAAGAUGGUGCAGAAGCUGUAGAAUAUGACGAAGGAGAAUUAUAUGUACAGCCGACUAUCCAACCAACUGCCGAGGGGCUACCUGGUCGUCUUGGGCAGCCACAAAUCUACCACGAUUCACAAAGCCUGGAACGUCUAGUUGAAGCACGGGCCCUUUUAACGAAUAAUUUCCCAGUUCAACAUGCCCCUGUUGUCAAGCCUCAUGAGGCCAGAGGCCAUUCGAUACCGGCUAAGACGAUCUACUUGUAUCCUGACGUCGACAACGGGCCGAUGUCUGGAUCCAGAAGCGGAGUUGGAUUGCCAAUACGAAUGACUGUCCAUCCACGGCGCUAUCGAAACCUGGAGGCUCUGCUUUCCGACUCGACGGACCGCAUGCCUGGACUGACCUACGGAGCCAGGGCCAUUUACAGUCCACGAAGUGGAGCUCAGAUUCGAGACAUCGACGAACUCGUGCAUCAGGGACAUUACAUCUGCAGUGACAGACUGGAUCGGCCACGCCUGUUCAACUAUCAGACAGAGCCAGGUCAGUACUUGAGGACCGUCAAUCCAUCGGAGAGAAUGGCACCACGUGGUGACUGGCUCGUCGUAAAAUCGCCAUCAACUGGCCGACGAAACUACAAUAUUGCCUCGAGGACGGAGAAAGCAAAGCGCAGUGCCUCAGAGGAGAAUAGAGGGGGAACUAGGAUGAGCCGGCGGCAACAGGCGCUGGCGUGGCGGACACAAGACGAAGAAGAAGAUCUCUCAAACUUUAGAAGGCGAAAUGAACACGAGGCCAGGAUCACAGAUGCUGGAGAGCAGAUUGAAGAGAGUAGAAGAAGAGUGAGACAAAACAACAGAGACUGGCUAUCGCUUACUAGAAAGGGGGCAAAUACUCAAGUAAGUAUUAUUACAAGGUAA
Messenger RNA from Protopolystoma xenopodis, 1104 nucleotides. NCBI's taxonomy places the organism in Eukaryota, Metazoa, Platyhelminthes, Monogenea, Polystomatidea, Polystomatidae. The record is from the annotation of a GenBank genome assembly.